This is a messenger RNA of Nymphalis io (European peacock), 927 nucleotides long. Its product is annotated as succinate dehydrogenase [ubiquinone] iron-sulfur subunit-like. The transcript has a single exon. Gene Ontology annotation, biological process: respiratory electron transport chain; tricarboxylic acid cycle; aerobic respiration. Bases 21 to 899 code for a protein of 292 amino acids. Gene Ontology annotation, molecular function: electron transfer activity; 2 iron, 2 sulfur cluster binding. Lineage: Eukaryota; Metazoa; Arthropoda; Insecta; Lepidoptera; Nymphalidae. The record is from RefSeq and is a predicted model, not a curated record.
UAAUCAAAUAAAACUUAAAAAUGAAAAUUUUCCGAAAAAUAUUAUGUAACAAGAAUUUAGAAUCACGCCUAUCAUUACAGGAGUUUUAUUCGACAGAAAAAAAGGUAACGCCACCCAAACCUAAACAACCUGUUGAUCCACGAAGAAUUUUCAAAGUGUACCGGUUUGGAGGUAUUCUCAGCAAGGAAAAACCUAAAUUGAUAAAUUAUGAUCUGGAUGUUAGCAGAUGUGGAAGAAUGGUUUUAGAUGCUCUUAUUAAAAUUAAGGACAUGGAUCCAACACUUGUUUUUCGAAGAUCCUGUCGAGAAGGCAUUUGUGGUUCUUGUGCUAUUAACCUACAAGGAACCAACUGUCUCGCUUGCAUCACACCUAUUCCACCAGACAAAGUAAUAACCAUACAUCCGAUUCCACACAUGUAUGUAAUUAGGGAUCUGGUGGUAGAUAUGACACAUUUUUUCGACGCUUACAAUAGCAUACGGCCUUACCUAAUACGACAAAAUAGGGGACCGAUAGGAAAAUAUCAAUAUGCUCAAAGCAUUAAUGAUAAUUCGAAGCUGGUGGGAUUAUAUGAAUGUGUCCUUUGUUCUUGCUGCGCUACAGCCUGUCCUAGCUAUUGGUGGAAUGGACGAAGGUUUAUGGGCCCUGCUACAUUACUCCAUGCCUAUAGGUGGAUUAUUGAUUCGCGCGAUGAAGACACAGAACAAAGAUUGCAUGAAUUGAGAGAUGACUUCAAAGCUUUUCGUUGCCACACAAUUAUGAACUGCACUCUCGCCUGUCCUAAAGGGCUGCACCCUGCUUUAGCUAUUGCUAAAUUAAAGAGAUUAAUAGCAGGACUUGACAAGAAGCCGUUCUCGGAAAUCAAUGCUAUGAUACAUUCAGAAUCUGGGUCUAAGUGUUGAGAUUUUUUUAGUUAGUUUAUUAAUUUCC